This is a messenger RNA of Microtus oregoni (creeping vole), 1373 nucleotides long. RefSeq names its product PBX homeobox 4 (gene Pbx4). Bases 68 to 1171 code for a protein of 367 amino acids. The transcript is spliced from 8 exons. The record is from RefSeq and is a predicted model, not a curated record. Gene Ontology annotation, molecular function: RNA polymerase II cis-regulatory region sequence-specific DNA binding; DNA-binding transcription factor activity, RNA polymerase II-specific. Lineage: Eukaryota; Metazoa; Chordata; Mammalia; Rodentia; Cricetidae. Gene Ontology annotation, cellular component: nucleus. Gene Ontology annotation, biological process: regulation of transcription by RNA polymerase II; animal organ morphogenesis; eye development.
UUGGCUGCUGCGCACGCGAGAGGGCUCCUGGCGGGAUUGUGCCUCAGCGCUACCCGGCCCCUCGCUCAUGGCCGCCUCGCUGCGCCCCGUGCCGCCGCAGUCCGCCCCGUGCCGCCCAGCGCCCGCAGCUCCCUUGGGCCGUGACACGAGCGACGUCCUGCAGCAGAUCAUGGCCAUCACCGACCAGAGCCUGGACGAGGCUCAGGCCAGAAAGCAUGCUCUAAACUGCCAUCGGAUGAAGUCUGCCCUCUUCAGCGUGCUCUGCGAGAUCAAGGAAAAGACAGCCAUGAGCAUCCGGCAUGAGGAAGAGGAUCCUCCUGAUGCUCAGCUCCUGAGGCUGGAUAAUAUGCUGCUGGCUGAGGGUGUGUCCAGGCCAGAGAAGAGAGGACGAGGAGCAGCAGCAGGCACCACAGCAACACCAGGUGGCUGUCCAAAUGACAAUAGCAUUGAGCACUCAGACUACAGGGCCAAGCUGUCCCAGAUCCGACAGAUUUACCACUCUGAGCUAGAGAAGUAUGAACAGGCCUGUCGUGAGUUCACCACACAUGUCACCAACCUUCUUCGGGAACAGAGCAGGGUGAGGCCUGUGUCCUCCAAGGAGAUGGAGCGCAUGGUGGGCGUCAUCCACAGCAAGUUCAGCGCCAUCCAGAGGCAGCUCAAGCAGAGCACCUGCGAGGCUGUCAUGACCCUGCGCUCACGGCUCCUGGAUGCCAGGCGAAAGCGGCGGAACUUCAGCAAGCAGGCCACUGAAGUGCUGAAUGAAUAUUUCUACUCCCAUUUGAGCAACCCUUACCCCAGCGAAGAGACCAAAGAAGAACUGGCCAGGAAGGGCGGUAUCACGGUGUCCCAGGUCUCUAACUGGUUUGGCAACAAAAGAAUCCGGUACAAAAAGAACACAGGGAAGUUUCAGGAAGAGGCCACCAUGUACACUGAGAAAACAUCCACAGCCACCAGGGCCCGGGGCCCAGGGGGACAGCCCAGCCCAGGUUCCUGUGGCCCCUUUCCCCUGACCAGUGGAGGUGACAUGGUUCUCACCCUGCAGAGCCUGGCCUUCCUUCAGCCCCCACCUGGGGGAGUCUACCUCCAGCCCCCGGCCCACGGCAGCUGGCAGAGGGCCACCACUCCACAGCCAGCCUCACCACCUGCUGGAGAUUCUGGUGUGUCUGAUUAAGUUUGGAGACCCUGGUUGAGUGCCAUGAGUGACUGGCCCUGUAUCCUGCCAAUGACCUCAGAUGCCCUGGCUGUGGCGAUACCCUUGGCCUGGCUACUCACCUACCCACCUUGGCACAAUUAUUUUAACCAACAAUUUGUUGGUUUGUUGUGGAUCAUUCGUCUCAGGCUUCCUUCCAAGCCACCCCAUUAAAGUUUUUGAC